Nicotiana tabacum (common tobacco) is the source of this 1171-nucleotide messenger RNA. Its product is annotated as protein DETOXIFICATION 33-like. Gene Ontology annotation, biological process: xenobiotic detoxification by transmembrane export across the plasma membrane. Gene Ontology annotation, molecular function: xenobiotic transmembrane transporter activity; antiporter activity. Lineage: Eukaryota; Viridiplantae; Streptophyta; Magnoliopsida; Solanales; Solanaceae. The record is from RefSeq and is a predicted model, not a curated record. Gene Ontology annotation, cellular component: membrane.
AAUACACUAAUAGCAUAAAACCUUAUAGAUUUUCAGAGUUCAAUUUAUUUCUUUUCUUUGUGAGUGCUAAUAAAAAAUUGGCAGCUGGGGAUGGGAAGUGCAUUGGAGACAUUAUGCGGGCAAGCAUUUGGUGCAGGACAUCUGAGGAUGCUGGGAAUAUACAUGCAAAGAUCUUGGGUUAUUUUGCUCACCACGGCUUGUAUUUUGGUUCCCGUUUAUGUCUUUUCUCCUCCAAUUCUCCUUUUGGCUGGUCAAACCACUCGCAUCUCAAAUGCUGCUGGAAAAUUUGCUUUGUGGAUGAUACCACAAUUGUUUGCUUAUGCAAUGAACUUUCCAAUUCAGAAAUUCUUACAAGCUCAGAGGAAAGUGUUAGUGAUGGCAUGGAUAUCUGCUGGUGUUCUUGUGCUACAUGUCCUUUUUAGCUGGUUAUUCAUACUGAAACUUAAAUGGGGAUUAAUUGGAGCAGCUGUCACUCUGAAUAUCUCGUGGUGGCUCAUUGUAAUUCUACAGCUUCUCUAUAUCUUUGUCACCAAAUCUGAUGGAGCUUGGACUGGUUUCUCAUCCUUGGCAUUUCAAGACUUGUUUGGAUUUGUCAAGCUAUCUUUGGCCUCUGCUGUCAUGUUAUGCUUGGAGUUCUGGUAUUUGAUGAUACUGAUCAUAAUCACAGGUCUUCUGCCUAACCCUUUGGUGCCAGUUGAUGCUAUGUCUAUAUGCAUGAACAUUAAUGGAUGGCAGGCCAUGAUUUCUUUAGGAUUUAAUGCUGCCAUCAGUGUGAGAAUAUCAAAUGAACUUGGAGCUGGUAAUGCACGACUUGCAAAAUUUUCAGUGAUUGUAGUCUCCUUAACAUCAACUGUCAUAGGAGUAGCUUGCAUGAUUGUCGUGCUAGCAACAAGAGAAUAUUUUCCCUACCUUUUCACUAACAGUGAAGCAGUUGCCAAUGAGACAAAGAAACUGGCAAUGUUGCUUGCCUGGACAGUUCUAUUAAACAGCCUUCAGCCUGUCUUAUCCGGUGUUGCUGUUGGAGCUGGAUGGCAGGCACUUGUGGCAUAUAUUAACAUUGCCUGUUACUAUAUUGUUGGUUUGCCGGCUGGUGUACUUUUGGGCUUCAAAUUUGAUUUUGGAGCUAUGGUGAACUUCUAAAAUAUAUAUCCCGAAUUCAACUUCAAGCAGU